This is a messenger RNA of Coccinella septempunctata (seven-spotted ladybird), 696 nucleotides long. RefSeq lists its product as uncharacterized. Bases 4 to 696 code for a protein of 230 amino acids. The transcript is spliced from 3 exons. Lineage: Eukaryota; Metazoa; Arthropoda; Insecta; Coleoptera; Coccinellidae. The record is from RefSeq and is a predicted model, not a curated record.
AACAUGGAAUUCACAACAGGAAUAUUUCUAGACCUUACUAAAGCAUACGAUAGCGUGGGACAUGAAUUACUGUUAAGAAAGUUGGAAGAAUAUGGAAUAAGAGGCAAGGCACUGCAGUGGAUAAGAUCGUACCUCACUGGAAGGACACAAAAGGUAGAAAUAACAAAAGAAGGGAAAAAUUAUAACUCAGAACUCAUGCUAAUGGAAGAAAUAGGCGUUGUACAAGAUGACACCAAUAUCUUGCUGAAGUCGGUAGAAGUUAACCUUUUGACAGACCUAAUGGAAAGAUGCAUGCAAAACAUUAAAGAGUGGAUAGCAGGAAAUGGACUAAUUUUAAAUGAAGACAAGACCAAUGUUAUAUAUUUCAAGACAUCCAGAUCGAGGCAACAAACACCAACAACAGUGACAAUCGACAACAAGGAAAUCAAAACAGCCAAACAAGUAAAAUUUCUUGGACUUAUGCUAGAUGAACAUCUUAACUGGGAAUCACACAUCGACAUGAUUACUGGAAAACUAAAUAGUGCAGAUGAGAAUGUACAAAAAUUGAAUGAUGUUUACACUCUUCCUGACAUGGAUCUUCCUGUUAAAUCUGUGAAUGCAAAGAAAUUAAAAGAAGAGUGGAAACAUCUUAGGAACGUUGAUUUUGCUGAUUAUUCAAAUGUGAAACCUCAACUCCCCAUAGGUCAAGAUAACUGA